AUGUCUCCUACCCCGGUGGUACCUCAAGAAGCGCCAGCCCACCAAGCCGCAGCCUCGACAAGACCUUGUGCACCGGCGCUAGCAGAACCUCCAGUCCACCUAUUUGCCAACACCCCCAACGCCACCUACACGCCACCUCACGAUUAUAACAUUGGGGCACUGCCCAAUGGUUCUGCAUUCAAGAAAGACGGUCUGGCAUACAAGACGAUGGCACCCAUCUAUGAUGAGAAAGUCACCUCCAAGGUCUAUAAUCAGGCAAUGUCGACACAAGUGACACUUACUCAGCGCAAACUCCUCUUGCUCACCCCAAAAGUAAGAUCUCAAGUUCGUGAGGCAACAUCGGCAAGGAGGACACCUCCCAAAGACCCGAAUCAAGUCAGGACAUUGUACCAAGACAUGGAACUCCCCUAUGCAAUCGACGACCUUGACCCAUCAACAUUGACAGUCUCCUCCUUUACACACAUAAUCCACCAACCAGAGACACCUCCACUGGGAUCUCUCGUGGUGCCCAAUUGUUACGAACAAUAUCUUAGCUCGCUCUCACCCAGUCAGACUCCCCAACCGCUCGUCGUCGCUAAAGAAUCCUCUGCUUUAAGAUCAAUCAUACCCCUCAUUGACCACCAGCAACUUGUUGAGUGCGUUAUCGACCCAGGCUCACAAGUCAUAGCAAUGUCAGAUGGUAUCUGCAACAAGCUUGCCCUCAUCUAUGAUCCAGAGGUCGUCCUCAAUAUGCAAUCGGCUAAUGAAGAGAUUGACAAAUCCCUCAGUCUCACAUAUAACGUCCCCCUCUUAAUAGGCAAUAUUACUCUCUACCUCCAGGUACACAUCAUUUGCAACCCUGCCUACAAUAUGCUCUUCGGUCAACCUUUCGACAUUCUCACCACGAGUGUUGUCAAGAAUUUUGCCAAUAAAGACCAGAUGAUCACAAUAAGCAACCCGAACACCAGAUGGAAGGCAAUGAUCCCAAUGGUUCGACAAGGCCCUCCAAGAAUUCUCUACCAUGACAACUCGGGUUUUUGGGACUUGAGGAAUUGA
Messenger RNA from Heterobasidion irregulare TC 32-1, 1035 nucleotides. RefSeq lists its product as uncharacterized. The coding region runs from base 1 to 1035 and encodes 344 amino acids. The record is from RefSeq and is a predicted model, not a curated record. The transcript has a single exon. Lineage: Eukaryota; Fungi; Basidiomycota; Agaricomycetes; Russulales; Bondarzewiaceae.